GAUCUCGCAACGCCUCGGCUGUAUCGAGAAUGUCAGCGAUACGUACGAUACUUUAUUCGAGUCUAUUCGUGUACGCCGCUCGCCGCGACACGGAAGAGUGUCAAAUAAAUACAGGUUGAAAUAUAUCAGCUGUCGGAUUCUGUGAUCCUGGUAUAUACGUGCCAUUUGAAGAAUGAAUUUUUACUUGUUUUUUGUGUUGUUCGGAUAUUUUUUUGCGUGGAGCAGCGGGAUGCUGUACCGACGGGACUCCGAUAAUGUUUUGAAACCCGAUCUCCUGCCCGUGUCGUCUACGGUGAUGCCGCUACCAUACUACUCUGUGUUCGGAUACGAAAAGAAAUUACUCCGGGAUAAACACAAAAAGCGACCCCAAGGGGUCAUCUCGCUAGUCACUAAGCAACCGAAAUAAAAUGACAAUUACUGAACAUUAAA
This is a messenger RNA of Melitaea cinxia (Glanville fritillary), 429 nucleotides long. RefSeq lists its product as uncharacterized. The transcript is spliced from 2 exons. Bases 173 to 406 code for a protein of 77 amino acids. The record is from RefSeq and is a predicted model, not a curated record. Lineage: Eukaryota; Metazoa; Arthropoda; Insecta; Lepidoptera; Nymphalidae.